This is a messenger RNA of Xyrauchen texanus (razorback sucker), 5012 nucleotides long. RefSeq names its product eph receptor A4, like (gene epha4l). Lineage: Eukaryota; Metazoa; Chordata; Actinopteri; Cypriniformes; Catostomidae. Gene Ontology annotation, cellular component: neuron projection; plasma membrane. The record is from RefSeq and is a predicted model, not a curated record. The transcript has 17 exons. The coding region runs from base 54 to 3014 and encodes 986 amino acids. Gene Ontology annotation, molecular function: protein binding; ATP binding; transmembrane-ephrin receptor activity. Gene Ontology annotation, biological process: negative regulation of axon extension; axon guidance; cell surface receptor protein tyrosine kinase signaling pathway.
CGCAGCAGCACGAGGAAUUAAGCAGGAAUAACGGAGUGAAAGUUACAGGACGAAUGGCACUCAUGGCCGGGAUUAAUUACGGGCUCACUUCGCUUUUCCUGGGGAUUUGUUCAGGACUAUCCGCUCCAAGGAAUUAUCCGGCAAACGAAGUCACGCUGCUGGAUUCCAGAUCAGUGCAGGGAGAUCUGGCAUGGGUCGCCAGCCCAACCGAAGGAGGGUGGGAAGAGGUGAGCAUCAUGGACGAGAAGAACAUCCCCAUCAGAACAUACCAGGUGUGUAACGUAAUGGAGGCCAGUCAGAACAACUGGCUUCGGACUCACUGGAUACAGCGUGGCCCGGCCCAACGUAUCUACAUCGAGAUUAAAUUUACCCUGCGUGACUGCAACAGCCUGCCUGGUGUCAUCGGCACCUGCAAAGAGACGUUCAACCUUUACUACCUCGAGUCCGACUUCGACAAUGAGCGUUACGCUCACGAGAGCCGUUUUGCCAAGAUCGACACGGUGGCAGCGGACGAGAGCUUCACGCAGGUGGAUAUCGGAGAUCGGGUCAUGAAGUUAAACACUGAAGUUCGGGAUGUUGGGGUGGUCAGCCGGAAAGGUUUCUAUUUGGCCUUUCAGGACGUAGGAGCCUGCAUCGCGUUGGUUUCCGUCCAUGUGUUUUAUAAGAAGUGUCCUUUAGCUGUGAGGAACCUCGCUCAGUUUCCUGAUACAGUAACAGGGGCGGACACGUCGUCCCUGGUGGAGGUGCGCGGCUCCUGUGUGAAUCAUUCGGAAGAGCAGGAGGUUCCAAAGAUGUACUGCGGUGCAGAUGGAGAGUGGUUGGUGCCCAUCGGGAAUUGCCUGUGUAACCCUGGAUACGAGGAACGGAAUGAGCAAUGCCAGGUUUGUAAGGUUGGCUACUACAGAUCUCUGUCUUCAGACGGCAGCUGUCGUAAAUGUCCUAUGCACAGUUUUUCCAUGAAGGAAGGAGCCACUUCUUGUGAUUGUGACAAAGGAUAUUACAGAUCAGAGACCGACCCGGCGGCCAUGCCUUGCACACGUCCCCCGUCAGCUCCUCACAAUCUGAUAUCUAAUGUGAACGAGACAUCAGUGCUGUUAGAGUGGAGUCCCCCCCUCUCAUCCGGAGGUCGACAGGACCUAAUCUACAAUGUGGUGUGUAAGCAGUGUAUACGGGACAUGCAAAAAUGCACGCCUUGUGGGGACGACGUGCGGUACUCUCCGCAGAGACUCAGUUUGCGCUCUACACGUGUGUCUGUACACCAGCUGCAGGCACACACCAACUAUACUUUCCAGAUCUGGGCCGUCAACGGUGUGUCCAAACAUAACCCCAGCCCAGAGCAGGCGGUGUCUGUUACGCUCACCACCAACCAGGCCGCUCCCUCCACGGUCAUGUUAGUUGAGAGUAAGGAUAUCACCCGUCACACUCUCUCUCUGUUCUGGCAGGAACCAGAGAAACCCAACGGUGUCAUCCUGGAGUAUGAGGUCAAAUAUUACGAGAAGGAUCAGAAUGAGAGGAGUUAUCGCAUUGUAAAGACGACAUCCCGUAAUACUGAUAUUAAAGAUCUGAUCCCGCUGACCUCAUAUGUGUUUCACGUGCGCGCUCGCACCGCCGCGGGCUACGGAGAGUUCAGCACCCCCUUUGAGUUCAGCACCAACACAGUCGCAGCUCCGAUUAUUGGAGGUGUGAUGAGCUCUGCUGUGUUGUUGCUGUUGGUGGCCGGUUGUGUUGUGGUUCUCCUCCUCAUCCUCGUCAGUGCCUUCAUCAUCACCAAAAAGAGGUGCAAAUACAGCAAAACUAAACAGGCAGAGGAGAACCUGCAGCAAAGUGUGAGGAUAUAUGUGGACCCCUACACCUACGAAGACCCAAACCAGGCCAUCAGGGAGUUCGCUAAAGAGAUAAAUACCUCCUGUAUCAAGAUCGAGAAAGUAAUCGGCAUUGGUGAGUUUGGAGAGGUGUGCAGUGGUCGUCUGAAGCUUCCUGGAAAACGAGAGAUCUGUGUGGCCAUCAAGACCUUGAAGGCGGGGUUUACAGAACAGCAGAGGCUGGACUUUCUGAGUGAGGCCAGUGUCAUUGGCCAGUUUGACCAUCCCAAUAUAAUUCAUCUAGAAGGCGUGGCUACCAAAUGUAAACCUAUUAUGAUUAUCACAGAGUACAUGGAGAAUGGCUCACUGGACAUGUUUCUUAGAAAGAAUGAUGGACGUUUUACUGUAAUUCAGCUGGUGGGCAUCCUGAGAGGUAUCGCUUCUGGUAUGAAAUAUCUAUCAGACAUGAGUUAUGUUCAUCGGGACCUGGCAGCUCGGAACAUUCUAGUAAACAGCAACCUGGUGUGCAAAGUCUCAGACUUUGGGAUGUCCAGAGUGCUUGAAGACGAACCAGACGGAGCGUACACUACCAGGGGAGGGAAGAUUCCCAUUCGCUGGACGGCUCCAGAAGCCAUCGCAUACAGAAAGUUCACCUCAGCAAGUGAUGUGUGGAGUUAUGGCAUCGCUAUGUGGGAAGUGAUGUCAUAUGGUGAAAGACCAUAUUGGGACAUGAGCAACCAGGAUGUGAUAAAGGCAAUAGAGGAAGGUUUCCGUUUGCCGCCACCCAUGGAGUGCCCCCUGGCUUUACAUCAGCUCAUGCUGGAGUGCUGGAUGAGGGAGCGUGCAGACAGACCCAAAUUUAGCCAGAUAGUCAACAUGCUGGACAAACUCAUACGCAAUCCUGCAUCACUCAAGAGGACAGCGGGAGACACCUGCAGGCCCCACCCCUCCAUACUUCACCAUGCCCCCUCUGAAGGCUCUGCCCCAUUGUUGGGUUCUGUGGACGAAUGGCUGAAAAUGAUUGGACUAGAGCAAUACACAGACAAAUUCAUCACAGCAGGACACUGUCAUUUAGAUAAUGUUUUACACAUGGGGCAAGAAGAUUUGGCUAAAAUGGGAAUCUCGUGCAGUGUACAUCAGAGAAAGAUCCUGACCAGUGUCCAUGAUUUAUUGUCUGGAGUGCAAAGACAAGACAAAAAGGUUCCUGUCUGAUCUAGGAAAAAACAAUGCAUCAUGUUGUUAACCAUGAGUUACAAGAGGGGCGGAAGAUUUCACAUCACUCUUGCACUUUAACGAAGAAUGGUAUGAAGACCAGAGAAUGAUGAAUGAGUAAAACUGCACUUUUUCUCAACCUCUUUGUCAUUGGGAUUUUUUUAACUGGCCUUUUGGCGUUAAUUAAAAUGACUUCGGUCGCUCUGGACUCUUUGGACUGUAUAUUUCUGACAGGAGAAAGAGUUUGGGAAUUGUCCGCCUUGUGUAUGCAUAAACAGUUUUUCAGUGCAAACAGACCUGCGUUUAUCUCUUCAGGUUCUUUUCAGGAUGGGCACUCGUCAUCGACAGGAAGGAAUUGUUCUCUCUGGAUCAGAUCUGAACAUUACAUUCAAAUGAAACUUUAGCCUCAGGAGAGUUUGAGCCUUCUCAAACAAAGCUAGCAGACCUUUUGGACAAUGCGUGUUUGUUUUAUGAGUGCCAGAUGGAGCAGAGGCAUGGCUGAGUGGAAAUAUUGUUUUGAUUUAUUUGUCAAAAAAAAUCUUAGGAAAGAGGAGAUGAAACCAGAUAAGAUUUAAGUCUUAAGAUACUCAUGUUUGGUGUAUCCAAAUUUAAAUUAAGUAGCAAAAUAAAUUACUUAAUAUGUUGGCUUUUUUUCUUACUUUCUUUCUAUCCUGUUUGUUUCCCUCCUUUCCAUUUCAUUGAUUUCCAUUUGUCUUCCAUCAAUACAAAUGGCUGUCACUUUUGUAUGUAUAUUUGUUCACCAUGGGUCAGCCAUUUCAUAAAACAUAAGACAACUUCUGAAAUAAGUGAAUCAUAGUAAGAUUUUCAUAGUUACAAAUCUUAUUGCAUAAUCUUCAAUUCUGUGUACACACGUUUUAAUUGUUGUUCUUUAUGAUGUGCAUAAUACCAGCAGUCAUUGCUUUGUACGGCUUUUGAGUUUUGAUACUUUGUUCCUUUUCAUCUGCGAAAAAAAAAAAAGCACAGAAUGUAUUUAAUUGAGCAUAGUAUUCAUUUUGACAAUAACACAUUGUAAGGCAGCAGCAUAUUUCAGAACAGCUUAAGGAGUCUUUUCAUUUCAUAAUUUCGGCAUUUUCUUUUUUUAGGUGCACAUAAUUUAUGACCUUUAUUUAUGAUCUUUUGUAUCUAGUUCUUAAAAUAAAAUGUAAAUGACAUUUGUGUAUUUGACAUUCUAUGCAUUAGUUAAGAAACCUCAGAUUUGUCCAAAAUAAAAAUGCAUAUCCAUUAUCCAACAUUCACAUGCUGCGCCAUGUAUUGUCCUAAACAUGUAUGUACAUUUAGUGUUUCUUUCUAGAGUUAUCUUAAACCAGCGUUUCUUAAACUACGGAUACAUAAAUGUUGGGUUGUGCUGUGUUUUAAUAAAUGUGCAAUUGUGCUUAGUUUGCAUAAUGCAAUAGUAUCAAUCCACCACAAUAUCAUUACGCGCGCUCAGCCGAGGGAGGCGCUGUCAGGUGCUGCUCAUGUAUAUAUUUGUUUUUCGGGGGGGUUUAUAUAAAAUACCAGAAAGAGAGAGGAGUCCUCAGAAUGCAUUACGUGUGAAUGAGUGACUAUUAAUUACAAAAUAAAAAGCUCGAAAAUAAAAAGUAGCGAACAUGCCUUCAACAGUUGAAAAGUAAGUUAGUAAGAUAGUUAUUAUAAUAGUGAAUAUAAACAUUAGUUGUUGCUUACAAAGAAUCACUUUGUAUGUGGUAUGUGAGAUGCAGUUCAUUUUUUCAUAUUCCACAUAUUGUAGAUAGUGUAAAACAGUAUGAAUAUGAAUGGUCAGAUUGACACUAAUGGAUGGGCAGUGGUGGAUCAGCGAUUGAGGCUCUGGGUUACUGACCAGAAGGUCAGAGGUUCAAGCCCCAGUACCACCAAGAUGCCACUGUUGGGCACUUGAGCGUAUCAUGGCUGACCCCAGCUUAGCUGGGAUAUGUGAAAACAAAUACAUUUCACUGUAUAUAUGCAAACAUGUAUGUAUAAUAUGUGACCAAAAAAAAU